AUGUGGACUAAGUUCCGUAUCUCCCUUGCAAUAUCUGGGUUGAUUCAUCAAUUCAUAUGUACCAAUAUCCCAUACUCGGACAUGUACCUUCCAGGUGGAACCAACGGCUUCGUAUGUGGAGUGGAUUUUUUUACAAUUGAUCAUUUACGGCAAGUGGUAGGAAAAGCUAUGGAAUCAACUUUCUUUGAACUUUAUCUCUCUAAUUUUCCGGAAUUAUUCGAAGAUACGCAUCUAUUUAAUGUGAAAUCAGACAUUCUUCUAUCAUGGCCUGUCGUGCUCAACGAAAAUUUUUAUUACGUAGGCCAUCCAGGAACAUUCCGUCUCAUCAUAAAUAUUAGGGGGCAAAUCAUGGGUAUGGUAAUCGUAAACUCCCAGGACCAAGAUCAGAAAGUUUCAUUCGAGAAAUGCAGCCCGGUACAUAGGUCUCUCGAGGAAGGUAAUGACGAGCGUAGAAUAUUGAACGAGAGUGGGAGUAUAACCAUAUCUAGGCUUGGCUACGGUUGUGGUUUUGGAGUAAUCCCAGAGUCUACAGUUUAUAAUAUAAAGGAGUUGAUCUCGAGUGGUUAUUUUCGACAUAGACUGGAAGGAAGAGAAAAACUGGCUAGUCUUGAAAAAUACACGGAUGAUAAAUUUGUUGGUGUCAAUCUUUACUCGUAUCCAGUGCGGAGAAAAUCAUCUUGCAAAAUUACUCAUGGUAUGCCAGGUAAAUUCCGUGUUGUUUUUGAUAUGAGCAGCAGUGAAAUCAAGGGAGUCAUCAGUAUAAAAGAUAAAGAUAAAUGUGAAACUUUAUGGGAUUUAUCAUCGACCUCAUCUGAGACCAUCUACAGCCCGUCGUCUAUUCUAGAUCUCGACAGAGUCCAAGACAGUAUUUGGCCCGAGACUUGCUUUGGACAUGAGAUCAAGACCAAGACAAUAUGGCUUUAUUUAGAGUUCGCCAUGAAAAAUUGGAAGUCGAAAUUCAAUGGUCGAAAACUCAACUUUCCUAUUGUAAAAAAGAAAACAAUUUGGCUCUGGCCAAUGAGAACUCCAGAAACCCACAUAAAUGCGUUCAAUGACGCAUUUGCGAUAGGCUACGACACUAGGUCUAAGAGUUACAGUCUGUACCAUGGUCAAUUAUCGAAUGGUAAAUUAACUUAUCAUCAAGUUUGCCUGAACUUCUCUGCCGACAUCAUUCUUCAUUUACAGGGAAUAUUCGGUCCAGCUACUGAAUCCUAG
Molecule: messenger RNA, 1215 nt
Organism: Blumeria graminis f. sp. triticale
Lineage: Eukaryota; Fungi; Ascomycota; Leotiomycetes; Helotiales; Erysiphaceae
Source: the annotation of a GenBank genome assembly